AAACGGUAUUAAUCGUUCAAACUGUGGAGGUUUUUCAAUAUUUUUGAGGCUGGCAUAGAAGUGAUCAAGGAUUACUCAGAAGAUGGUUUUCUUUGCCAAUUUUGCAUUAGUUGCGUUGUGUCUGGCAGCUUUAAUACAACAAGCUGAAUCCGACUGCUGCGGCGCGAAAUUUAAAUAUUCAACUGUGAAAAUCUGCGCAGACUGCACAAAGGCAACCCCUUACUGUUCAUAUGGAAAAUGUAACAUAUUUGGCUGCAAAUGUGAACGUUCAUGUAGGAAGGACUGCGGCAGCGAGAUCAAACCAGUGUCGACGACUGGGUGGUAUUCAACGAAAAAACAAAUCGUUGCCUGUGUUUGCAAGAAUGGGAAAAGGGCCCCUAAGGAUGUUGUGUUUGACGACAUGGACGCCAAUGAUGACGGCAAGAUUGACCACCAGGAGUUCGAUCCUGAUCUGCAAUAGCUCUGAUAUAUACGAGGAUGAAAACCGCAGCACUAUUUCCAUCCUUAUUUCGCAUUUGGAAAAUCAUUGGGAAUCGAUCU
Molecule: messenger RNA, 540 nt
Organism: Lingula anatina
Lineage: Eukaryota; Metazoa; Brachiopoda; Lingulata; Lingulida; Lingulidae
Molecular function (GO): calcium ion binding
Source: RefSeq, a predicted model, not a curated record